Myotis lucifugus (little brown bat) is the source of this 2264-nucleotide messenger RNA. Its product is annotated as zinc finger protein 660-like. Bases 17 to 1621 code for a protein of 534 amino acids. NCBI's taxonomy places the organism in Eukaryota, Metazoa, Chordata, Mammalia, Chiroptera, Vespertilionidae. The record is from RefSeq and is a predicted model, not a curated record. The transcript has 2 exons.
GCUGUACCUGAACGUGAUGCUGGAGAACUUUGAACUUAUAUCCUCGCUGGGUUGCUGCUGUGGAGCAGAAAUUAUGGAGGCAACGACUGAACAGCAGGUUUCUGUAAGAUUGUCACAGGCAAGGAAUCCCAAGUUAGCCUUGUCAUCCCGGAAGAGCCACCCCUGUGAGGGUUGUCGACUAGUCUUGGGAAACAUUUUCCACGUGAUGGAGCUGCAGGGAACACAACACAGACAGAUACUAUUGAGGUGUGGGUCAUGUGAUAAACGAUUUUAUUUCUGUGCAAAAUUUCAGCAGCAGCAUGAUACAGAGAAGACUUACAUUAGAGGUGUGGAGAGGAUCUCACUUGCAAACAGCUGCAAUUUCAAUGUGUCCCAGAAUCAUUUCACCUGCGGGGAGGUUGGGCAGGGUGUUCUUACCGGGUCAGGACAUCUCCACCUAAAGGCUAUUCAGACCAGGGACAGUCCAACUGCAAUUUCCAUGUGUGGGAUGACGUUUCAAAGGAGAAAAAAAUAUUACAGUAGAAAAGAAUGUAAGAGAGACAUUAGUUGCACCCACACGUUUAUUCAGGAAAAAGGUGUCCAUCUUGGAAGUGGGUGUUGUGUGUGCUCUGAAUAUGGAAUUUAUUUCACCAAAUUUUCUAGCUUUCAUUAUCAACAGAGAGGUCACACUGGAGAAAAGCCUUAUAAAUGCAGUGAAUGUGGGAAAUCUUUUACACGGAGCAAUGCCCUUCGUUAUCAUCAGAGAGUUCAUACCGGAGAAAAGCCUUAUAAAUGCAGUGAAUGUGAGAAAUCUUUUGCAUGGAGAAAUGCCCUUCGUUAUCAUCAGAGAGUUCAUACCGGAGAAAAGCCUUAUAAAUGCAGUGAAUGUGGAAAAUCUUUUGCAUGGAGUGAUGCCCUUCGUUAUCAUCAGAGAGUUCAUACAGGAGAAAAGCCUUAUAAAUGCAGUGAAUGUGGGAAAUCUUUUGCACAGAGCCAUACCCUUCAUUAUCAUCAGAGAGUUCAUACAGGAGAAAAGCCUUAUAAAUGCAGUGAAUGUGGGAAAGCUUACACCACUAGGACUAAUCUUUGUUGUCAUCAGAGAGUGCACACUGGAGAGAGGCCUUAUCAAUGCAGUGAAUGUAGAAAAUCUUUUGCCACUAACACCCAGCUUCGUAGUCAUCAGAGAGUUCACACUGGAGAAAAGCCUUAUAAAUGUAGUGAAUGUGGAAAAUCUUUUACAUGUAGCAGUGGUCUCCUAUAUCAUCAGAGAGGUCACUCUGGAGAAAAGCCUUAUCAAUGCAGUGAAUGUGGAAAAUCUUUUAUCGCUAAGGCUGAAGUUCAUAUACAUCAGAGAGUUCAUACGGGAGAAAAGCCUUAUAAAUGCAGUGAAUGUGGAAAAUCUUUUACCAGUAGUAGUGACCUUUAUUAUCAUCAGCGUACUCACACUGGAGAAAAGCCUUAUAAAUGCAGUGAAUGUGGAAAAUCUUUUGCACGGAGCACAGCACUUCGUCAUCAUCAGAGAGUUCAUACAGGAGAAAAGCCUUAUAAAUGCAGUGAAUGUGGGAAAUCUUAUAAAGGUAGAAGUGGUCUCCAAUAUCAUCAGAGAGUUCACAAUGGAGAAAGCCCUUAUGAGUGCAAUUAAUAUGAGGUAUCUCAGCCAGAUUUCUAAAUUUGCUCUCCACUAGAGUACAAAUGUGAGAAAUUUCUUAGAUGUGUAGGAAAUGUAGUUUCUUAGUUUGAACUUAACAAUAGUACAAGAAAAUUUGUUCAUCCUCAUUUUUCUGAAUUAUAUCCUAUACAUUUAAUCACGUAUCUUUUGUAAAGUUCCCAUAAGUGUUUUUGCCGUUCUAUGUGUGUGUUUUUAUGUUGGAACACUGUAAUUAUGUUGCACGUUCUAACAUACAGAGAUGUCCUGCCAGAUCUAUGUCACUGCAUAUUUCUGUUGCUGAAGGUAUUUCACCUGAACCACCUAUAAGGUCUCUACAGAUGGCAGCAAUCACCAUCCUCCUGUGCCAGGGAAGCUAUGUCUGUUGUCUGAUUUGUCAACGAAAAUGAGGAAUACCUGAGCCCUUGGUUCUUAUUUGUUUCCCUGUCUUGUGUUGCCACAUAGGACUCAUUACUGUUGGCCCCAGUAAACAUAAUGUUGCAGAGGGCCUGCCAUUUUCAGGGACACACUUUCUGUAGAUGCUAAUGAUGAGUUUAUUGCGUGCUUACGUCAUCAAUGGAAGAACUGCCAGUCUCAUGUCUCUGGUUUGUAAAAUAAUGAAGGCUUUUUCUUAAGACUU